This is a messenger RNA of Lepisosteus oculatus (spotted gar), 545 nucleotides long. Lineage: Eukaryota; Metazoa; Chordata; Actinopteri; Semionotiformes; Lepisosteidae. The record is from RefSeq and is a predicted model, not a curated record.
ACGUUCAGACUGAGGGUCAGAGGUUGGAGGUUGAGCAUGCUGUGAAUCCGCGCGUUGCGAUUCUGUACUGAUGAAUUAGAAGUUUUCGCAGACAAAAAAAAAACUUGGAUUGAUUUAUUUGUUAGACUGCCAACUGGUGUGAAUUAAAUAGCUUAUUGUGGCUCGUAGCAUCGAGGGAGACAGAGUGGGACAUGUCGGGAAUCCUGUUUGAGGACAUAUUCGAUGUGAAGGACAUUGACCCAGAUGGGAAGAAAUUUGACAGAGUGUCUCGACUGCACUGUGAGAGCGAGUCCUUCAAGAUGGACCUCAUCCUGGACGUCAACAUCCAGAUCUACCCCGUGGACCUCGGCGAUAAGUUCAGGCUGGUGAUUGCUAGUACUCUCUAUGAGGAUGGGACACCGGAUGAUGGCGAGUACAACCCCACAGAUGAUCGGCCUUCCAGGGCGGACCAGUUUGACUACGUGAUGUACGGGAAGGUGUACAAGAUCGAGGGCGAUGAGACUUCCACUGAGGCUGCCACACGCCUGUGAGUGUCCCAGAUCUGC